Molecule: messenger RNA, 3835 nt
Organism: Vitrella brassicaformis
Lineage: Eukaryota; Vitrellaceae
Source: the annotation of a GenBank genome assembly
CCCCCCCCACACAGAGAGAGAGAGAGAGAGGAAGAGAGAGGCGACGUAGCCUCCCUCUCGCACCCGCCCACCCCCACAUCCAUACCCACACCAGUUGAGCUCAUCACGUCCGGCAGCCAGUUGUGGAAAAUUAAAACUUACGCAAGAGAGAGGGGCAACACAAUGAACGGCUGCGCCGGGGCGUGGUGGGGUUGAGGCAGACAGGCAGACAGGCACACUCGGCAAAAUCGUGCAGUGUCCGGUGUCAGUCGAUCUUGUUACGAGAUGGGGGGGAUCGUGCGCAGGAAACAGCCGAUACACAUGCAAAAAAUACAUGCCAGUGAGUGUGCACGGGGGGAGGGGAGGGGAGAGGGAAGGAGAGUAGGUACGCCUGUGGGGUGAGCACCUGUCGGCCUGGCCUCUCUGGGUGUGUGUGUGGGUGUGCCUGCCUGAAUCCAUCUGACUGUCUGUCUCCUCUCUGCGGGUAAGUGAGUGAGACAGCAGUGAGAGCACGCAGCUGUCUGUGCGUGCCCUUCUAAUAUGUAAGUGACUCCGUCCCCGUGUGCAAAACAUACACAGUCGCCUGCCCGUCUGCCAGCCUGCCUGCCUGCCGUUUGUUCGCUAGCUGGAGUGAGUGGAGUCGUCAUCCAUCGGCGUGGCGUGGUGUGUGUGGUGCGUCUUGCGUGCCAACCACAGACAGCCUAUGGAUGGAUGGAUGGAUGGAGGAUAGAUGGACAGCCUCAAUCGAGAGUCCUGGUCUUGACAUGGUCUCAUCCAUCUCUCAAAAUACGUAGAGAAGGUCGCCCCACACCCUCACACCACACGCCAACAGCACAUCUCGCACUGCGUCCCUGCCUGCCUGCCUGGCUGGCUGCCCGCCUGCCUAGCGGGCUCAGCGACGGACAGGCACACAGAAAAAAUGUGGCUGGCAAGUAGGUGGCUUGUGCCAGCUCUCGACCUUCGCACCGCACACACCGCAGUCCAUCCCCCUCUCACCCCUGACUCCCUCCCUCCCUAUACACGCACACAUCACAUCUGUCAUUGCAUCAAAUCACCCAUAUCAAGGACAGAAAAGAAGCCCCCGGCGCGCACAACAACAAGCACGCUGGUGCCACCCUUCAUAGUCAGGUCAGGUAGCCAGCAGGGACCCCCACAAUGGGCAGGCAGGAAGGAAAAGUCGUCACUUGGCUGCUGAUGCCUUGGGGAUGUACUUCUGCUUGGUGGACGAUGCGGCGGACGCCUGGGAAGCGGCGGUAUCGUGUUGGCCGUCGGCCGCCCCGCACACGUCAGCAGCAGCGCUGUCCUGCGUCCGGUGCCCACCGCCGCUGUUGUUGCCGUUGCCGUUGCCGCGCCCCCGCCCGCCUCCAGCCACACCCCCACUGCCGUUCCCCCUGGUGGCCACGAGACCCCUCCCCCUGCCGCCCCUGUAUCCCCCGCCGCCCCCACCCCGCUGCUGGCCAGCGCCGUCAUGCGGCCCUCCCUGCGGCCCCCAUCCCCCUCCUGACCCACCCGCCAGGUCUGUGUCUUUUGAUGGCCACCCGGGAUGGCGGUUCUUGUUAGGGGGGGGUCGUGGGUGGGGGUGGGGGUAGCCCUGCUGCUGGAAGUGGUCAGGGUUGGGGGACUGGUCGAGGGUGGGGGAGCGGUCUGGGCCGGUGGAGUAGAUGGGCCGCAGGCGGUGCUGGUCGCGGGGGAAACGGGUGCGGCCUCGGGGCGGCUUGCCCGUCAGACCAAACUGACGAUUCACCUGACAGACAGGCGACACGCAUGGCCAAUGCAACGCAGACACUGUCUGUCUGUCUGUCUGCGUGUUGGUGGUGUGCAGUGCAUGUCAUGUCACCAGUCAGUGCCUGUCUGUGCAUACCAUACCUGCUCCAUCUCUUCGUCGAUCUGGAAGAGGUCCCGCUCCAUGUCAGAGUACACCUGCAUGGAUUGGAUGGAUGGAUGGCCGACAGAGAGGCAGACGAUGGAUGGAUGGAUGGAUGGAUGGUUCGAUCCCUCCCUCCCUCCCUCACUGUUUCUUGUGCUCACCUCUCUGUACUGGAGGUGGGUUUCAAUCAUCAUCUUCGCCAGCGAUACGUUGGCCCGCUUCCCGCACAACUCGUAGCUACACCGGUCGGGGUGGUACCUACACCAACACCACACACACCACAAACACCACACAACACACGGCACAAAGUGCACAAACCCAUCAGGCUUGCCCCGUCCCCCCCCUCCCUCCUUUGCAGCCGUACGUACGUCAUUUUGAAGAUGCCGGACGUCUCGGCCACCUCCCUCUCAGACACCCGCCCCUUGUUGUGGUAGUGCAUACGCCUGAACGGCCUCUCGCCACGCCCACCACCACCACCGUAUGGGGGCGAGCCGUCAUCGUCUCGCGGGCGGGGCGGGUUGAGCCACAUGAACUCAUCCUUGGUGAGGGUCACAUGCUCGCUCACGAACUCAAAAGCCGCCCUGGCGCGCUCCAGGGUGUCUUGGGAGGGGCCGAAUAUCCUGACCUUCGCCAUGCCGUCAACAGGGUCCAACACGCGAAUAUCAACCUGACAAUAGCGACAACGUGUGUGUGAGCAUGUGUGUGAUAGAACCGACCGAUCUCGCCCACCCACCCACCUCGAAGUCGCUUUGGAUCUGCUUGAUGUGCUCUCCGUUUUUGCCGAUGUGCAUGCCGACCAUGCUCUCGGCCACCUCGAAUUCGAGCUGCUCGCUCUCCUCGUACUUGGUGCGGCGGGUCUCGAGGGCCUUGAGCUGCAGCGCCCGGCUGUGGUUGUGCUUCUGAAUGUGUGCCAGGUGGUUCAUGUGGAUAUCCAGCAUCAUGAGCCCACGAUCCAACGCCUUGGGGAAACCCAGCAGCACCAGGAUCGGCACCUCACGAGUGCUGCCGCCCGACCCCUGGCUGCCGCUGCCACUGGUGGCAGCCCCGACCCCGCCCUCCUUGCCACCAUUGUCCUUGCCCGACGCCUCCGACCCGCCGUGAGACGCGCCAGACCGCUCGGGUGCGUGGUUGUCGGUGGCCAUGGUGACGAUGCGGGCCUGGCCGACCCGCUUGUGGUGGUCCCCUCGGUGCCCCCCACCGGUAAUGGGCGCGUGUUUGACGAGUAUGCGGAGGAGACCGGCCUUUGCAGCGAUCUGGUCGAGCUUGCCCCUGGCCUCCUCGGUGUCCAGCCAGUGGUGGAGUAUCUCGGGGACCUCCCUGGAGCGUCGCUGAAUCUUGGACCAGUCGACGCGCUCCAUGGCGUUGAGCGGCCGCAGCCGAUCCUUCUCGACGAUCAGAGCUGGCGAGCCGUCAAACGAGACGAAGUAGAAGCCGUUCUUGAUGUUCUGCAGGACGCCUUUCUGCCAGUAGGGGGGCGACUCGGGGCUGGAGGGGAAGGACACCUCGACACAGUCGCCCUCGUUGGGCUGCAAGUGCUGCGUGGCGAUGGCGGGGUCGGACGCCCGCCGGAUGGACGUGCCGCUCACCUCCCGCUCCGCCCACACGUCGCCCUCGAACCGAACCAACACCGUGUUGUCCGAGGGAAGGUCCUCAACAGUCACGGCAUACCUGCACACACCAGGCAGGCGGGCAGGUAGACAGACAGAUGGAGACCAUGACGUCAUCCCUCCCUCCUCUGUCUGUCUGUCUUCUGCGUAUCUGGCUGCCCUGCCCUGCCCACCGCACAGACCCAUACGUACCAGCGGUCUCUUGUUCGCGUGGAGGCGGGGUAGGUGGGCGUGGAGGAGCCUGAGCCGGAGAGUGCGCCGCCUUCGAGGUCCAGGUUGACCUCGAACUUGGUGCUGCUCUCCAUCACUCCAACAGCAGUUAACGCUGAGUGAAUGGUCAGAGACGGAAGCCUGCUACAGACGGUAGACAACGAUGGGGGUG